GUAGAAUGUUGCUGAAGUAGUUUAACAAAGGUAUUUUAUGUCUACUUUCAAAAAUUUGAAGAGCGAUUAUGAUGUGUUGUUUGGAUAUAUCAGUUAGUUAAUGAGUGCAUGUAACCUUUGUGAGAAUCGUUUCAAUUGCAUGUUUUCGAGAUGAGUUCUCUUAUUGACUAUGUUUGUCGAUACAGUGGUAGAAAUGAGUGGGUAUAUCAAUGGAAUCAAUAUAUACUUUUGAUUCCGGAUUGUGGGAGCGAAAUUCUAUUCCCCUUUCUCCUUGUUAUUUUCACACUUUUGGGACUAUUGCCUUAUACUGUUAUUCUAAUAGCUUCAAAGUCAAGUCACAGCCGUUUGAUUUCGUGCUUGUAUUUGAGCAAAUCGGGUCUCGUUUGCAUUUCUUUUCUUCUUAAUGCCGUUUGGAUCCUGUAUGUCGUUUUGGAAAUGCGAGAGUUCGGUUUAUAUUCGUUUGUUCGACCUGGAUUAAUAUCACUUUCUCUCGUAUCAUUUAUCAUUGUUAUGCAUUAUGAACGCAAACGAAAUACACCAAACUCUGGUGUAAGCUUUUACUAUUUAUUGUUGUUAAAUUUUGUUUGGAUAUGCUGUUGCUGGAAUCACACUGUUCACUACAUAAAGAAUUCUACGAUGUUGUUCACAACAAUCAAUAAUACCUCUGUUAUUCCUAAUACUACUACUACUACUACUACUACACUUCCUCUUCAUUCAACUAUACGAAACAAAGAGAAUUUUCUUAACAUUUUAGAUUAUAUCAAUUUACUUAUCUCUUUCAUUAUUUUCAUAUUGAACUGUAAUUCAGAACGUCGUCAAUGUUUAAAAACUAAUAAAAUUAUCAAUAUAACAAAAAAGAAUCCAAAUAUAAUUACUGAUAAUGUUAAUAAUAAUAAUAGUACCAUCAAUCCAAAUGAUGAUCAAGAUCUUUCAGAGCAUUUAACUAAUCAAAUGGAAGUGAAUUACAGUGAUGAAAAUGUAGAAAUACAAAAUUUACAAGCAAAAUCUCCUGAGAAUGACUGUUCGUACUUGUCACGUAUAACCUACUCAUGGUUCACAAGUUUAAUAAUCAAAGGAUUUCGUAAACCUGUUGAAUUUAACGAUAUAUGGCGAUUAGAUUCACAGCAUUUAUCAGCCAAUGUAUCAAAGAUAUUCUUAACUAACUUGGACAAAUAUUUAAUACCAAAUAAAUCAACUAAUAAUUAUCUUGAAAAACGUCGUGCUUCUAUGGGAAAUAAUAUAUAUCAUGGUACUAACGAUUCAUCAGAUAGUGAAUUUCGACGUAGAUCAGCACAAAGUAUUCUUGGCUUUGGUAUUCCACAACAUAAUAAACAUUUAUAUAAAUCUGGAUUAACAAAUACUUAUCCAGAUGAUAUCAAUAUAAGAAGAGCUAGUGAAGGUAUUGCUUUAUUGAAUAAUAAUAAAACAUCACUUCAAAUUAACAAUAAUGAUAUUCAUCUCGAAACUGAUUUAAACCAUAAAACUCAUCAAAAUGAAUCAUUACAAUCAAUUGAUAAUCGAAUGGAUUCAAUAAAUCAUGAUUUACCAUCCAGUACUAUUAUAGUCAGUAACAACGUAGAACUUCGUACGUACGUACAUCAGUCCGGAUUGCCAUACCAUAUUAGCAUACAGAUGCAAUUGUCGAUUCAAAUCUUGUAGUGGUAGAGGUAAUAAAAGUAUAAACAGUCAUCGAAAAGAUUAGGAUUUGAAGAUGUUAUUCAAGGAGUGCAACUCAGCGUAAUAAAUUUUGAAAGAGAAGAAAAAGGGACAUGAAGUCAGAAGAUUAAAAUUUGGGAGAACAACAAGACUGAAUGUACCUGCGCCACUGCAAAUAAUUUUGAGCCAUGUUAUUGUUUUUCCAAAGAUCAACCAACACGUCGAUCUGUACGUAUACAUGUUGGUACUAAACCAGAAUAUAUACCGGAAUUAUCAGAGAUAAAUACAGAUUCUGCAAGUUAUACACCGAUAAAUGAAAAUUCCGAAUUCUUUAUGAAAGAGAUCGAUCAUAAAUCACCUAUUAAUGACCAAUCAAACAAUCAUCUAAUUAAAGGAAAAACUGUUACUACAAAUGAUGAAUUAAAUAAAUCGAUUGAAAUUAAUCAAAUCAAUCCAGUAAUGAUGAAGUCAUCAUCAUCAUCAUCCUCAUCUUCAUUAUCAUCAUCAUAUCUAUGUCAUUGUUUCUCUAUUAUUUGUAUUCAUAAAAUGAAAUUUAGUUUAUUAUAUGCAUUAAUGAAAACUUAUGGGAAAACAUUAUUAUGGUCAGCAUUUUUAAAAUUUUUAUAUGAUAUAUUAGUAUUUGUUAAUCCAUUAUUAUUAAAGUUAUUAUUGAAUUUUCUACAAAAUACUCAAUCAGAACCAAUAUGGCAUGGUUAUUUAUAUGCUAUAGCAAUAUUUAUUGAUACAUCUGUACAAUCAUUAAUAUUACAAAGUUACUUUCAUAUUGUAUUCAAACUUGGUAUGAAUAUUAAAACAGCAAUUACUGCAGCUGUAUACAGAAAAAGUCUACGAUUAAGUAAUAAAGCUCGGUAUCAAUCAACUACUGGACAGAUUAUGAAUUUAAUGUCAUCUGAUGCACAACAAUUUGUCCAAUUAAUGCCAUUUAUAAAUAUUCUAUGGUCUGGACCAUUUCAAAUAACAAUUGCUAUGGUAUUUCUAUGGAGAGAAUUAGGACCUUCUGUAUUGGCUGGUGUCGGUGUUCUAUUAUUACUUUUACCACUUAAUGUUUUGGUAGCACGUCGAUCAAAAAUUUUUCAAGAGAAGAAGUCUUCAUGUGCAGAUAGUCGAAUAAAGUUUAUUAACGAAUUGAUGAAUGGUAUACGAGUAUUAAAACUUUAUGCUUGGGAACCAUCAUUUAUGAGAGAAAUUGGUCUUAUUCGAGAUCAAGAAGUUAAAUAUUUACGAAAAUUCACAUAUCUUCAGUCUUUAUCAUUUUUAUGGCAUUGUACACCAUUUUUUGUUGCUAUUUCUAGUUUUGGUGUAUAUAUAUUAACAUCGGAUAAGAAUAUAUUAGAUGCCCAAAAAGCUUUUGUUUCAUUAUCUCUAUUCAAUAUACUUCGUUUUCCAUUAUUUAUGUUUCCAAUGAUUAUAAGUAAUUUAGCACAAUGUUAUGUUUCUAUUGGUCGUUUGACUAAAUUUUUGGCUCAUACAGAACUUGAUAUGGAAUCUUAUUCAAAAGAGGAUACACCUGGUAUAGCUGCAGUAGUUGAACGUGGAGUAUUUGGUUGGGAUCCAGAUGAGGAACCGACUUUAACAAACAUUUCUAUUCAAUUCCCUGAAGGUCAAUUGACAACAAUUAUGGGUAGUGUAGGUUCAGGUAAAUCAAGUUUAUUACAUGCAUUACUUGGUGAUAUGGAAAAUUUCAAUGGUCGAGUUAAUGUUAAAGGUACUGUAGCUUAUGUACCACAACAACCAUGGAUAUAUAAUGCAACAUUACGUGAUAAUAUAUUAUUUCAUCAUUCAUAUGAACCAAUUAAAUAUCAACAAGUAUUACAUGCAUGUAAUUUAAUCCCAGAUCUUGAUUUAUUACCUAAUGGUGAUAUGACUGAAAUUGGUGAUAAAGGUAUUAAUCUAUCAGGUGGACAAAAACAACGUGUCAGCCUAGCUAGAGCAUGCUAUGCUGAUGCUGAUGUCUAUUUGUUAGAUGAUCCAUUGUCAGCUGUUGAUGCACAUGUUGGUUUACAUUUACUGAAAUAUGUAUUAAGUCGUUCCAACGGUCUACUUGCUUCUAAAACAUGCAUCCUUACUACACAUAGUCCAAAAGCUUUACCAUUCUCUGAUCGUGUUGGUCUAAUGUCUGAUGGUCAAAUAAUUGAAUUGGGUAAUUAUCAACAAUUGAUACACUCAAAUAAUAGUCGUUUAUCUGCAUUUUUAAUAACAGCUAUACGAGCUGAGUCAGAAGUUCAAUCAAAUUCAUCGAAAGAAUUGGUAGAUUGUUCACCGGAAAAUUUAAAAAAAGAAUUCCUUGAACCAAGUUGUUUCCUACCUUUUGAAUCAUCUCCAGUAUCUGAACAUCAUCAUAAAAGUUCCACAGAAACAUUGAGUAUAGAUAAUCAUAAUGUCGUCGGACAAUCGAGUUUUACUUCAACAGGAUUAUCUCGAAGAUUAGACAAAUCAUCAAUAAUUGAGGUUAGUGACACUGAGGAUACCGUGAAAGAACAAGAGCAAAAAACUAUUCAACCAAUGAGUCAACCAGAAAAAGUUCUCACUGGUCGAAUUCAAUUUCAAGUCUUUUUAAUUUAUAUAAAAAAUAUUGGACUACUUUAUAGUUUAUUAGUAUUAUUAUUUUAUCCAUUUAAUCAUUUAUUAUCAUUGGGAACAAAUUUAUGGUUAGCUGAUUGGUCAAAUGAUGCAAAAAUAAAUCAAUAUAAUUUAUCUUUUAAUAAUAUUACAUCUGAACAAUUUUAUUCCCAACGUAAUUAUAGAUUAUCAAUCUAUGCAUUAUUUGGUACAUUACAAGUUUUAUUCGCAAUGUUAUCUAUAUAUACAUUGUCCAUCGGUCAUUUAGGAUGUGUUAUACGAUUACAUAGUCGAUUAUUAAGCUAUGUAUUACAUGCUCCAGCUACAUUUUUCGAUUUAGUUCCUCAUGGUCGAAUUGUCAAUCGUUUUUCACAAGAUAUUGCAACAUUAGAUAAUCCAGUAUUGGUUUCAUUGAAUAGUACAUUAAAUUGUGUGCUAACAUGUUUUUUAACAUUAUGCCUUGCUUGUACACUUAAUAUAUACAUGAUUAUUCCAAUUUGUUUAUUAACAAUUAUCUAUUUAUAUAUACAGAAUUUAUAUGUGACUACAUCUAGACAAUUGAAACGUUUAGAAUCGAUUAGUUUAUCACCGAUAUUUUCACAUUUCUCAGAAACUUUAUCUGGUGUUGAUAGUAUUCGAGCAUAUAAAUUAAUUGAAAUCUAUAAAACGAUUAGUUCAACUAGACAAGAUUUAAAUAAUUCCGCUGUUUAUGCUUCAAUUAUAUCACAAAGAUGGCUUGCAGUUUUAUUAGAACUUGUUGGUAAUUCAGUUAUAUUAGCUGUUGCUAUCCUAUCAGUUGUUGCUCAAGGUUAUUUAUCCGCUGGUUUCUCUGGUCUUGUUAUUACUUAUGCAUUAAAUUUAAAUCAAACAUUAAAUUGGCUUGUACGUAUGUUCUCAGAAUUAGAAACAAAUAUUGUAUGUAUAGAACGAAUACAUGAAUAUUCUUCCAUUGAACAAGAGGCACCAUGGGAAUUAGAUUGUAGUUACUUACCAAGUAAUUGGCCUGAAGGUAUCAUUGAAUUUAUUAAUUAUGGUACAAAAUAUCGAUCUGAAUUAAAUUUAGCUUUAAAAUCAAUUAAUUUUAAAGUAGAUAAAGGGGAAAAAUUAGGUAUUGUUGGUCGAACUGGUUCGGGUAAAUCUUCUCUAGUACUUGGAUUAUUCCGUAUGCUUGAAGCAGCUGAAGGUAAAAUACUCAUUGAUGGUUAUGAUAUAUCAAAAAUUGGCUUACAUGAUUUGAGAAAUCGUUUAACAUUAAUACCUCAAGAUCCUAUCCUUUUCUCUGGUACAUUACGUUUUAAUUUGGAUCCAUUCAAUCAUUAUACAGAUGAAGCUAUUUGGCAUGCACUUGAAUUAGCUAAUUUAAAAUCAUUUAUAAAAGAUGCUAAUAAUAAUAAUAAUGAUGCUAAUUAUGGUUUGGAUAUGAACAUCUCAGAAGGUGGUUCCAAUAUAAGUCUUGGUCAGCGACAAUUAGUAUGUCUUGCAAGAGCUUUACUUCGGCAUACUUCAAUUCUUGUAUUAGAUGAAGCUACAGCUGCUAUAGAUAUGCAAACGGAUAAUUUAAUUCAAGAAACUAUUCGUCGAGAAUUUUCUUCUUGUACUGUCAUUACUAUUGCUCAUCGAUUAAAUACAGUUCUAGAUUAUGAUCGCAUUCUUGUCCUUGAAGAUGGUCAAAUGAAAGAACUAGAUAGUCCAAAAAUGUUAUUACAAAAUAAAAAUUCAGCAUUUUAUUCUUUAGCUAAAGAUGCACAUCUUGUCGAGUGAAAUAUAUAACGAUUGCCUCCUACACUAUAAAAUAUCAAUGAUAAAUGAGAUAAGAAAUAGGGAGAGUAUGUUUUUUUUCUUUCUUCUUUUCUUUGUUUAAUAUACAUUCAGUGUAUAAGGCUAUUGUACAUUCCUAUUCAUAGUGUAAAGACAUCCUUCUGGUUGUUGUUGUUGUUGGUGGUGGUGGUGAUGAUGAUGGUGGUGGUGUCGUUGUUAACAAAGAACUUAAACAAUCAUUUUCAAAUUGAUGACUGUUUCUUUACUUUUGUUUUCUAAAAAAAAGAAGAAAUUCUAAAGUGAAAAACUAGGCGCCAUAAACAUUGUUUAUGUUUAAAGUUUAUUUAAGGAGUGAAUAAGAAUGAUUUUAUUUGUUUGUUUGUUUAGUUGGCUGGUUGAUUGGUUGCUUGCUUGCUUGGUUACUCCAUAACACUGCCUUCCUCUUUUAUGUUUCACAUUUUCGAUGUUCAAUUAUAAAUAAAAAUAAUCAUGAAUCCAUAUAAAAAAAGAAGUUUAAAUCAAUAAAAAAAUAUUUUUUUAAGAGAAAAAAAAGUAAAAGAAAAAAUCUCCCCUCCCCCCUCUUUGUUUUAAAAAAUAAAAAAAAAUUUUUUUGCAAAAAAUCUUUUAACCCAUUUUUAAUUAGAAAUUAUUAUUAAUUAAAAUUAUAGAUUUUAUUGUAUACUAUCCCCCCUCUUGUUUUUUGUUCCUUCUGUUUUACAUACAAAAAACACAUGCAUAGUUACAAACAAACAGUAAGUCAAUGUUUAUUGUUGUUGUUAGAUUUUGUUUCUUUUUUUUUUCAAGUUCCCUUUUUUUAAUCCCCAUUUUGUACAUCUAAUUGUCUUAAGUUUGUGUGUGUGUGUGUGCGACAAUAAUGAUAAUUAUUAUUAUUAUGUCUGUUUUAUGUUUUGUAUACAACACAUCGAAAUAAAUGUUUCUGCAUUGUGGAUUUUCUUUUUUACUUCUGGUAUUUUCAUAUUUAAUAGUUGGAUUCAUGAGUCAAUUGAAGCUAGACAUACAUUGAAAACUGGGAAGCACUGGAUGGCUGUUUCGUCUUGUUUAUGGGACUCAUUCACAGUGCGCAUCCAUGAUCCUGCCUCGAGAGAUUCGAACCCAGUACAUAUCCGUCUCGCGUGUGAGCGUUUAAAUGUUUAACUUCAAUCAAUCCAUGAAAUUGAGUGACACAUCCAUUAUUGUCAUU
This is a messenger RNA of Schistosoma haematobium, 7195 nucleotides long. RefSeq names its product Multidrug resistance-associated protein 1, variant 2. Gene Ontology annotation, molecular function: ATP hydrolysis activity; ABC-type transporter activity; ATP binding. Gene Ontology annotation, biological process: transmembrane transport. The record is from RefSeq and is a predicted model, not a curated record. Gene Ontology annotation, cellular component: membrane. Lineage: Eukaryota; Metazoa; Platyhelminthes; Trematoda; Strigeidida; Schistosomatidae. The transcript has 32 exons. The coding region runs from base 1990 to 5997 and encodes 1335 amino acids.